Molecule: messenger RNA, 2094 nt
Organism: Phoenix dactylifera (date palm)
Lineage: Eukaryota; Viridiplantae; Streptophyta; Magnoliopsida; Arecales; Arecaceae
Product: histone deacetylase 1-like
Biological process (GO): epigenetic regulation of gene expression
Cellular component (GO): nucleus
Molecular function (GO): histone deacetylase activity
Source: RefSeq, a predicted model, not a curated record
AGAAAGUAAAAAAAAAAAAAAAAGGGAGAGAGAACGAAUUCUCUUCUCAGCGCCGCCCGCCCGUUGAGAAUCUCCCGUUGCUUCCCCUCCAACAAAUCGGUCGCCGACUUCUCCUUUCUUUGAAGCAAGCCCGAUUAGGGUUUCCAGAAAGAGAAAAAGGGAGCUCCAGAAAGAGAGAGGGAGAGAGAAAGGGGGGCAUUCUUCUCCGAUUAGGGCUUCCAAGGAGAGAAAAAUCGGGAGCAAGGACAGAGCAUCAGUCUCGUCGGCGGCGGCGUUGGCGGCGGUGGUCACAUGGAAACUGGGGGAAACUCGUUGCCGUCGGUGGGGACGGACGGGACGAAGCGGAAGGUGUGCUACUUCUACGACCCGGAGGUCGGGAACUACUACUACGGGCAGGGGCACCCGAUGAAGCCCCACCGGAUCCGGAUGACCCACUCCCUCCUCGCCCACUAUGGCCUCCUCCACCACAUGCAGGUCCUCAAGCCCCACCCGGCCCGCGAACGCGACCUCUGCCGCUUCCACGCCGACGACUACAUCGUCUUUCUGAGAUCGAUCACGCCGGAGACGCAGCAGGACCAGAUCCGCGCCCUCAAGCGCUUCAACGUCGGCGAGGACUGCCCCGUCUUCGACGGCCUUUACAGUUUCUGCCAGACGUACGCCGGUGGCUCUGUCGGCGGUGCCAUCAAGCUCAACCAUGGACACGACAUUGCCGUCAACUGGGCCGGCGGACUCCAUCACGCCAAGAAGUGCGAGGCCUCUGGGUUCUGCUAUGUCAAUGACAUCGUUCUGUCCAUCCUCGAGCUCCUCAAGAGGCAUGAGCGUGUAUUGUAUGUGGACAUUGAUAUCCACCAUGGAGAUGGUGUUGAGGAGGCUUUCUAUACAACAGACAGAGUAAUGACUGUUUCUUUUCAUAAAUUUGGGGAUUACUUUCCUGGAACGGGAGACAUACGUGAUACUGGAUAUGCAAAAGGAAAAUAUUACUCUCUAAAUGUUCCACUGGAUGAUGGCAUUGAUGAUGAGAGCUACCAAUCUCUAUUCAAACCAAUAAUAGGAAAAGUGAUGGAAGUUUUCCGGCCUGGUGCUGUGGUGCUUCAGUGUGGUGCUGACUCGUUAUCUGGAGACCGCUUGGGUUGUUUUAAUCUUUCCAUCAAAGGCCAUGCAGAGUGUGUGAGAUUUAUGAGAUCCUUCAAUGUGCCAGUGCUGCUGCUGGGUGGUGGAGGAUACACCAUUCGGAAUGUUGCACGCUGUUGGUGCUACGAGACAGGAGUUGCACUUGGUAUCGAGAUUGAUGACAAGAUGCCUCAACAUGAAUAUUAUGAGUAUUUUGGUCCAGACUAUACACUUCAUGUUGCACCAAGUAAUAUGGAGAAUAAAAAUACACGCCAGCAAUUGGAUGAAAUAAGAGCAAAGCUUUUAGAUAAUCUUUCAAAGCUCCGGCAUGCUCCCAGUGUCCAAUUUCAGGAACGACCACCAGAUGCGGAAUUUCCAGAGCCAGAUGAAGAUUUAGAGGAUCCAGAUGAAAGACAUGAUCUUGAUUCUGAUAUGGAAAUAGACGAUCAGAAGCUACCUGAUGAGUCAUCUCGGAAACCUCCUUCAAACAGUAUUCAGAACGGAAGAAUCAAGAGGGAGAACAUUGAAAAUGAGCUAAAAGAUCAGGAACCUCACAAAGUUGCUGCAGACCAUGCCAAUUGUGCGGAGCCUAUGGCCGAGGAGAUCUCAUCCUCUAAGGCUUCAGACAUUGGCCCCAUGGCAAUAGAUGAACAAAGCAAUGUAAAGGCUGAACAGGAUAACACAAACAAGUUGGCCGAUGCGUCCGCUUUGAUGUACCAGAAAUCCUGAAUGGAGACAGCGUCACGGAGUACUUGGUAUAUAAGAAGAUGAUUUUCUGUGCGUAGCCUUGAAAGGUUUCUAUCAUUGGAUUUAUUUAUGCUCACAUAUCUGAUGUUCCAUCAUGUUAGAGUCACUGUCUUGAGAGCCUUCUCAUAACGAAUGAAACUAGAAAACUAAUAUUCACAUCGGCUUUGUAAUCUCAGUUGUACAGACAAUUGAAUGAUCAUUUGACCCUAGAAUUCACCUCUUAAAAACGUUUUGUCU